Molecule: messenger RNA, 468 nt
Organism: Acanthoscelides obtectus
Lineage: Eukaryota; Metazoa; Arthropoda; Insecta; Coleoptera; Chrysomelidae
Source: the annotation of a GenBank genome assembly
AUGCUCCUACCAACCGCUUACGAAAAUUCAAAUUACUUUACACCAUUAACUGCAAUUAAGCCUUACCCAAAAGUUAAACAGAAUGAUCCCAAAAGAAAAUGCAGAACACAGAAGUCAGAAAUUUUAACAUCUACACCCAUUAAAGAAGAAUUAAGGUAUCAGAAAAAUAAAAAAUUACCCAAGACCAAAUUGCCAGAUGAAAUGAAACGUGCAAAGAAACAUAGAAGUUCAAAGUUGGAGCAAACUGAAUUGCAGUACCCAAAGCCACCGGUACAUAGAACGGAUCCCAAUGAAGAAAAUGUACCAUGCCUCGUCUGCGGAGAUAUUUUUGGCAACUCUAAGUCUGGCGAAACAUGGAUUGAAUGCAAUAUGUGUCAAAACUGGGCUCAUCAAUUAUGUGCUGAUUACAACAGUGGUAUCUAUAUUUGCGGCAAAUACAAGUUAUCAGUUUUGAGUUCCUUGAAAUAA